Sitophilus oryzae (rice weevil) is the source of this 4290-nucleotide messenger RNA. Its product is annotated as centrosomal protein of 135 kDa-like. The transcript has 23 exons. The record is from RefSeq and is a predicted model, not a curated record. NCBI's taxonomy places the organism in Eukaryota, Metazoa, Arthropoda, Insecta, Coleoptera, Curculionidae. The coding region runs from base 81 to 4211 and encodes 1376 amino acids.
GAGGUUAUCAUUUUAAAUAAUCUUUAUUUACAAUAAUGUACAUAGCUGUUUUAUUUAUUGAAUAGUUUUUUGUGUGUGAAAUGAGUAGUCAAUUUGAUGAGCUACGUAGAGAACUAGAUUAUUUAGGCUAUCCACAAAAGCUCCAUCCAGAAUGUAUUCCAUUGGUGAAAAAACUAUUGGGCGACCUAGAUAUAACAACAACAAAUUUACAAAAAUACAUGAAAAUAUCACAGUAUGCCUUGGAAGAAAAAGAUUUGUUAGAAUCAGCUGCGGAGCCCUACAAGUGUGAUAAUGCCAAGCUAAUAAAAGAAUGUAACGAUUUGCACUUGGCGUUCAUUCAUUUUAAGGAGCAACAUGAGCGAAUUCAAAGAGAUUUAAGACAUCAGUUGUCUACUCUACAGAAUCGUUUGGAUAACUGUAAUUUAGAGAAGCAAAAUUUGGUAAAACAGAUACAACAAUUAAAUCGAGAUAAAAUGAGGAAAGGAUCAAAAUCUCAAGAAAUGAACAAAGAAAAUACGUAUAAAUCAAUUUCAGAGAAAAAGGUUUCUGAUGAAUUAAAUGAUUUGAAAGAAAAAUAUCAAAAAGUGGUACAAGAUAAUGCAUUUUUGCAAAAUCAGCUUAACAUUAGAGAUGGAGAAAUACAAAGAUUACAUUCUGUCAGCCAAGGAAGCAGAUCACUAAAAGACCUGAACAGUGAAUGUUGUUAUAAGAAUUUUGAUAAUAAGCUUCAAUUGCUUCAAAAUGAAAUCAGUGAGCUAAAAUCUGAGAAAAAUGAUCUGCAAAUUCAAGCUGAGGAAGCUUUAGCCAAACAGCACGAAGCAAUGAGAAGAGCUUUGCAUUUAUUAGAAAGAAACAAACAACUUGAAAAGGAAAUUAAAGAAACAGAUGCCAUUGCAUUGGCUGUUGAAAGCCAAUGGAAUAAUUCUAUGAAAUGCACUUCACAAAGAGUUGUAAAAUUACAGGAGGAAGUUAGCGAAUCUAUAACAAAAAUAAAAAACAUGGAAAAAGAGAAUACUUCACUGAAACAAACAAAAUUAAAAUUAACUACAGAGUUAGAAGCUUUAAGACUUGAGAAAGCGCAUAUACAGAAGCAAUUAGAUUUUGAGGUGGAGGAUAAGAAAAAAUUAACAGACAAGAUAAAUAAUAUGACUGUAAUUGAAAAUGACUUAAAUUUGGAAAUUGAUAGAUUAACACGGUUGAGUUGUGAACAAAAAAGGAAAAUUGUUGAGUUGGAAGCGCAACUAGGUUUGCAACGUGAAGGGAAGAACGCAUAUUCUAUUGAUACCACAACACAAGCUGACGAAAUGUCUAACAAAAUAUCCCAAACAACCAAACCAAAAGGCACCAAGAACACAAAACAAAAAGCAGAAGCUAGUAAAGGUGCGAAAAAACCUGUUAGAAAUAAGUCACCUAUUAAAAACGAAUCUCUGGCUACUGAGCAUACUCAGAAAUGUUGUUGUGGAUCAGGAAAUUGUAUAAAGGGUUUUAAAGAACUUUUAGAGAAGGAAAGGGAAUUCAGAGAAGCCACAGCAAACCAGUCCUUAGAAAAUCUGAAAGCUGAAAAAGAAUAUUUUAUGAAGGAGUAUCACAAAGCAUUGGAACAGUUAAGGAAUGUUCCCGUAAAUGAUACCUCAUCCAGUAUUAUAAGCGAUUUGAAACAACAGCUUAAAGAUAAAGAAGCUGUUAUAAUGAGGUUAGAAACAGAAAUGCAACUGAUGAAUAGAGAAAGAUCCCAUGCAUUGUUAGAAAAUGUUGGAAACAACGGUCCUUGUAAUAAUCCUAAUUGUAAGAGACGACAAAGAGAAAUGGAGAUUCUUAGAGAUGACGUCAGACAUUCUGAGAUAGAAUCUAAUACAUUGAAAGCAAAGUUACAGUCAGUAAACGAAACGACGGUUUUUAACGAAGAAAGAAUGAAGAAAGCUUUUCAAGAAAUGGAAGCACACAUCAGAAAACUUGAGGAUGAAAGACGAGAAUUGGUAAAGGGUGAAUUAACUCAAAGGUCCAGCAUAUCUCAUUUAGAAGACGAAUACAAAUCUGUGAAGGAACAACUUAGACAAGCCCAAAUGGAACUUAGCACUUUGAGAGCAAGUUAUAACCAACUCAAAUUGUUAAAUGAACAAGCUGAUCGUGCUCUUGCUGAUGCUCAGAGUAAAAUGUUGCAUGCUGAAACAGAGUUAGCUAAUUAUCAUUCAAUCAUGAAAGAUUCUCACAGAGAAACAGCUGUCCAUGAUAGGGAAGUAACUAGAUUGACAUCAGAUUUGCAGAUAAUGAAGAAUCAACUAUCAAAACUUGACAGAGAAAAAGAUGACAUAUUGAAUAAAUUGGAUGAAAAAACUGAACAAAAUGCAGCACUGGAAGAUCAGCUGCUGUCAAAGAAUAAAGCCCUAGCUAACCUUGAAACUGAACUAAAGGAGCUUAGAAGAAAACUAAGUAAAUUUGUCGAUGAAAGCUCUAGUAAAGAGCAGAUAGCACGAUCUAAGCAACAGGAAAUGCAGCUCUUAGACCAGGAUCUUCAAAAGGAAAGACGAUUGAAGGAAGCAGCUCUUUUGGAGAAUAAGCGUCUGCAAAAUGAACUCAGUAGCGUAACAGCCGAUUGUCGCGACGCACGCAAUGAGUUGGAAAUAUGCAAACGUCAAAUAGAAGAUCUGAAGAGACAGCUACAGCAAUAUGUUGCUGAAGUCAAACGAACCGAAGAUUUGAUCUCUCAAAAAGAGUAUGAAAGGUCUGAAUUGUUGGAUCAAUUCAAGAGUCUUUCUCAAGAGCAUGAUAUAUUGGAGAAUAACAAUCAUACAUUGGAGACUGAAGCUACUCAGAGCCGAAUUCAGUUGUCUGUAGCUUUGGAUCAUACCUCAGAAUUGGAGAGGAGGAUACAGAACCAGGAGUCUGUCAUAAAGAGCUACGAAAAACAGAUUACUGACUUGACUUCACAAGUGGCCAGUCUGGAAAUCCAACUAAAACAAGAAUCCAUGGCUCAAGAACGUUAUAAUUCUGAAUUGAGACAAAUGAGAGAUUUGUGUGUUAAACUUGACAAGGACAAGGACUGUUUGAGACAGGAGCUGACUGGCAAAGAGGAUAUCAGAUCACAGGUUGGAAAAGCUUCCGAAAUGUUGAGAUCGGAAAAGGAAAGUCUUGAAAAAGCACUGGAAAAGGAAAGGGCUAGCCUGGAAGGAGUGGAACAACUGCUCUCCGAAGCUAGGAAAGAAAUUAUGGACCAGAGGCUGCUAAAUCAAGAUCUCCAGGCAGAAGUUGAGAACCUGAAAGAAAGGAUCAACGAACUGCAAGAUAGAUUGAACACAAAUGAAAAAAAUGGUGAUGUUUUGACAACGGACAAUGAAAUGACUAAAUAUUUAUUACCGCCAAACAAGACAAGAGAUACUAUAGAAAAAAUAAACAAAGUGCCGAAAGAUGUGUCACCAAAUGAAAAGAAAGAUUUCAAGACGUCAAAAGAAGAUAAGGAUAAAUCAACUAGUGAUGAAGAAAAUUUUGAAAAAAGUGGAAAUUUCAGACAUUUUGAACAGAGAGAGGCUUGUGAAGCUCACUGUGACGAUGUACCAGAAAAUUUAGACCCUGUGGAUGAUUGCAAUGAUCAUAUCCUUUCAACAUGUACACUGCCAUCAGCUUUAGCUAGUAGUUAUCACGGAUCGGAUGGCGAGUUUCAGGGAACCAUAGAUUUGUCAAAAUUAUGGAAAGACCAGUAUCAUCAACUAUACAACACUAAAAACGCAAUGUUACACCAAGACUCUACUCAUAAUAACCUUCCUGUUCACGCUUCAAACGGAAUUAUGAAAAAGAAAGCAUCUGCUUUAAGCAAAGGAGUUAGAAAUAGGGCAAAUGAAAGUGAGGGUAAGAACACUAAAUACAAGGAUCUAUGUAAUAGUGUCGUUAUAAAUGACGCAGACGCAGACGCACAGAAACAUGACAGAUGCAGGUGUACAAAAUGCAUGUCAAACAGUUCUAUUUCUGAACCACUUCUGCAUGAGAAGUCUUUGAGUACAAGGUCUGCGUGUAAAAAGAAAGAAAUAUUAGAAAACGACAAGAAAACAGAAAGAGAAAUGCCUGUACGUGGAGAAAAAUCGAAUGUUCCAACGAAAACUAAAACCAGAGCUGAAUUUAAUAAAAGCAGCGACAGUGAAGCCACGUUCCAUAAAGUUUUCUCCAUAGAUGGCGUUGGCCUAGAAUGUCGCUGUUCUAUUUCUAGUUUUAAAGACUAAUCAACAAUAAUUUUAUAACAAAUGUGUUUGUUGUGGUGUAAAAUAUAUAUUUUAUGUUUUAAUUAGUAAUAUAGAUCAA